Messenger RNA from Phytomonas sp. EM1, 924 nucleotides. NCBI's taxonomy places the organism in Eukaryota, Euglenozoa, Kinetoplastea, Trypanosomatida, Trypanosomatidae. The record is from the annotation of a GenBank genome assembly.
AUGGGAAACGGCCACGGCGGGCCCUUCGCGACCGCCCGCCUCUUCGCCGAGGCCGCGGCGGAGCUCCACGGCAUCGCGCGCCGCCUCCUGCCCCUCCGGCUGAGCAAAGGGCAGCCCCUCCUCCACCGCGGCGAGGUCGCCGACGCCGUUUAUUUCAUCGCCGCCGGGGUCUUUUCCUGCGCCCGGGCGCCCUGGCGACGGUCGUUUCCGGCGGCGUCCGGGGGGUUGAAGCGACGCGAUCGCGACAGGCCGUUUGUCGAGGUUUCCACCCUCGUCGCGGGGGAUUUUUGUGGGGAGUUGGAGCUGCUCGGGUACGACCCGGAUGAGCGACCAGGGGAGGGGGUGGUGUGGGGGGCCGCGUAUUGGCGGGAGGCCCUCGCACGACGACUUUCCGUCGCGAUCGACCCCGCCGGCGCGCUCGCGAGCGUCUGCCUCGCGGGAACCCUGGAAAAAACGGACGAAACCCCGUCCAAUACCGAAGAAAAGGAAGCUAAAACGCAGGAAAUGACGAACGAAACAACCAAGGAUAAGGAAGAAGACGGGUAUACCGCGGUUGAGCCGGAAGAGGACGCGAUGGACGAUCUCAUGGAGGAGGAAAAUGAGGAAGAAACAAACAACCACGGGCGAUGUGAGGAACGAAUCUUCUCGCCUGGUGCGGCGGAGCAUCCUCGCGCGCGAAUCGCUACGGUGCGGGCGAAAACCCCGGCAAUGGUGUUUCGCCUUGACUACGACGCCUGUCGGGUGCUUUUUAGUGAAAAAACGUUCGCGCGUCUUCGGGAAUAUGUGAGGGGGUAUCCUUCAAACGAGGACCUCCGGGUGGUUCUCACAGCGCAGCGGAAAUGGCGGGAAUACCGCGCGAAAGUCGUGGAGGACGUUCUGCGUGAUGUUUCCCACACCAAAGCAAAAUCCGGGCGAUCCUCAUGA